AAUAAGAGAGAGAGAAGAGAAAUUACUCUAAAAAAAUUUUCAUACUGUCAUCAAUAAUUAAUUACCAAUCAUCAUUAAACUACUUCUUCAUCAGUAAAAGAGUUAAAUACAAAUCGCAAUUACAAUGGCAGAACCAGUGACUACUGAUACCGGUAGACUAGUUAAAAUGGAAGUUGAUUACACCAGUAAUUGUGAUGUUAAAAUUCCUGAAUGUAAAAAGUUAGCACAAGAUGGAAAAAUUCACGAUGCACUCGAUCAACUUUUGGUUUUGGAAAAAUUAACUCGAACGGGCGCUGACAUGAUUUCAACCUCACGUGUACUUGUAGCAAUAGUAGAAAUUUGUUUCGAAGCUAAAAAUUGGGCUGCACUAAAUGAACACAUUGUGUUGUUGUCUAAGAGACGUUCUCAAUUGAAACAAGCGGUCACGAAAAUGGUCCAAGAGUGCUGUACUUAUAUUGAUAAAACUCCUGAUAGAGAAACGAUGAUCAAACUCAUUGAAACUUUAAGAUCUGUUACUGAAGGAAAGAUUUACGUUGAAGUUGAACGUGCUCGUUUGACUCAUCGUCUUGCUAAAUUAAAAGAAGAAGAUGGUGAUAUCACUAAUGCAGCAUCAAUAAUGUUGGAGCUUCAAAUCGAGACGUAUGGUAGUAUGACCAAACGAGAAAAAGCAGCUCUGAUACUUGAACAAAUGCGUCUUUGUUUGGCUAAACAAGAUUUCGUUCGAACACAAAUAAUUGCCAAGAAAAUUAGCAUCAAGUUUUUUGAAGAUCAGGAUGACGCAGAAACUCAAACACUUAAAUUAAAAUACUAUGAAUUGAUGAUGGAGCUAGCAAAGCAUGAAGGCUGGUAUUUAGAACUGUGCCGUCACAACCGCGCCGUCCUGGAGACUCCAACAAUAAAAGAUGAUCCAAAAAAACGUCAUACCGCACUCUCACGUGCUGUUUUAUAUUUAGUUUUAGCUCCACAUGAGCCGGAACAAGCGGAUUUAACUCAUAGAUUACUUGCUGAUAAAUUAAUUGAUGAAAUACCGACAUACAAAGAAUUGCUACGACUUUUCGUCAACCCCGAGCUUAUCAAAUGGUCAGGACUGUGUGACAUUUAUGAACAAGAACUACGAGCAACUGAAGUUUUUACUGCGUCCACAGAAGAAGGACGUAAACGAUGGACUGAAUUACGAAAUCGUGUCGUUGAACAUAACAUAAGAAUAAUGGCCAAGUACUAUACGAAAAUAACUUUGACUCGAAUGGCUGAGUUACUUGACUUGCCAGUAGAAGAAACUGAAGCUUGUCUAUGCAAAUUAGUUGAAACUGGAGUAAUAAGUGCCCGUACUGAUAGACCAGCUGGAGUUGUACGUUUUACUGGUACUCAAGAACCUGCUGCUGUUCUUGACGCCUGGGCUGCAUCACUAAAUAAAUUAAUGAGCCUUGUAAAUCACACAACGCAUCUCAUUCAUCAAGAAGAAAUGCUUGCCGUCGCUAACGCGUGAAGAAUUUCAUAACUUUACGUUUAUAUAUUAUAAUUUUUUUUUUUUUUUUUUUUCACUAUUGAUCCAAAAUAAGAUUCAAUUAUUUCUACAUUAAUACUAGUUAUUUAAUGAUAAAGAGACAUUAAUAAAGGUGUAAAAAAAAAGAAAAUAAUAAGAAAAAAUUAUUUCCGCUUGAUACCAUUUAUUUAAUUAAAAUUUAUGUACAAAAACAUCAAAAUUAAUUGCAAUAGUAAUGGUAAUAAAAAUUUAUUAUUUUAUUUUUUGCAUUAUGUGAUGCGUUAUACUAAAGUGUGUUAUUUUUUUUUUGUUUGAUAAUUAACAUUUUUUAAUAUGAAAAUUUAAUUCAAUUAUUUGACACUCAUUCUAAAAUAUUUCAUUAUUACAAAUUUAUGUUAAUUAAAUUAAUUUCUAUUAAUUAUAAAAAAAAAAUGAAUUACAUUUUUUGUAAAUUUGUUUGUUUUCUUAAUUACACAUUAAUUAUAAUCCUAGAAUUUAACUUGUCCAAAUGUUUUGAUCGACUUCCAAUACAUUUCUGUACUACGGCAGACUGUCCAAUUAAUACUGACCAAUAAACUAAUUUUAAAAUUAAAUUAUUUUAAAUUUUACAGAUCAAUUCCAUAUAUCACCGAAAUAAUUUAAAUUAAAAAUUUAUAAUUGUAAAUCACCAUUACAUAAAAGGCAAAUGCAGUCUUACCAUUACGACCGUUUACAAUAUAAAAAUAUUAUUAUUAUUAUCCUUUGAUUAUCUCUUGAAAACUAAAAUCUAAACUGUACAAAAAAAUUCUAUCCAAUUUAUUAUUACAUGUAAUUAUAAUUAAUUAUUCAUCACUAAUAAUAAAUAAUUCAUUAUUAUGUGCUCAGUAUUUUUAUUUUUAAAAAAAUCUUUUGAAUUAACAUUGACUGUAAAAAAUGUUUGCACGUGUUAUUGUUUAUGUUUGAGAACUCGAACACAUUUGUAGUCUCGACAAUUUAAAAAAAAAGUAACUUAGCGCCUUCGACUGAAAUCACAGUUUAUUAGUAACCACAUCUGUACAAGGAAUGUUAAAUACAAACCUUCUGUACUUAAUUAUUGUAAUUUAUAAUAGUAAAGGAACCAAAAAAAAGGUGAAACUGAAAUUAGCCGGACUAAUAAUUUUUGGAUUUUUUUAAAAACGAUAAAUUAAAAAAAAAAUUUUUUGGAAAAUUGCACCUAGAGUUUUUUUAAUUUUCCACAUGUGCAUAUUUUUAGUUUUUUUUUUUUUUUUUUUAAAUUGUUGAAAAAAAAAUCCGAAAAUUGUCAAUUAUCUGCUAACUUGAGGAUCAUAAAAAAAAAUUAAUAAUACUCAAGUUAACUUGACGUCUAAUAAUUUUUAGAUUUUUUUAAAAACGAUAAAUUAAAAAAAAAUAUAUUUUAGAAAAUUGCACCUAUGUUUUUAGUUUUUAUUUUUUAAAUUAAAUUCUUAAAAUAAAAAAAUCUGUAAAUUGUUAAUUGUCUGCUAACCAGAAUAAAAAAAAAGUGCGGCAAUAAAGUUAGCAGACAUUUAAAAAUUUGGAUUUUUUUUAACAAAAAAAUAAAUAUUUUAAAAAAUUGCACUUAUAGUUUAUGAAAUUUUUGACGAGUGCAUUUUUUUUUUCAUUAUUUAUCUGUUAAAAAAAAAUUCUUUCAAUUUCAAACGUCUGCUAACUUUACUAUCAUUAAAAAAAAUGCCAAUGAAAAAUUGUACAGUACCAUUUUUAAAUUGAAUUAAAAAAUAA
Messenger RNA from Microplitis demolitor, 3220 nucleotides. It is a transcript of the gene Rpn5, whose product is annotated as 26S proteasome non-ATPase regulatory subunit 12. The record is from RefSeq and is a predicted model, not a curated record. The coding region runs from base 125 to 1486 and encodes 453 amino acids. NCBI's taxonomy places the organism in Eukaryota, Metazoa, Arthropoda, Insecta, Hymenoptera, Braconidae. The transcript is spliced from 6 exons. Gene Ontology annotation, cellular component: proteasome regulatory particle, lid subcomplex; nuclear proteasome complex; cytoplasm.